CUCCUCCGCGAAGAGGGAGGUGUGCUCGGGCUCCUCUGCUGCGGGAGAGGGUCUAUGGUGGUAGCACGGGGGUGGUGAGGGCUGAGGAGGGGUCUCGCCGCCGCCCCCGCCGCCGCUGAGGAGGAGAGGGAGGAGGAAGAGGCGAGGCACGGCACCAUUUGCUGCUCCCUGCCCCAGCCAUGGAGAACGCGCACACAAAGACUGUGGAGGAAGUUUUGGCUUAUUUCGGCGUCAACGAGAGCACCGGGCUCAGCCUCGAGCAAGUGAAGAAGCUGAAGGAGAAAUGGGGCUCCAACGAGCUGCCGGCAGAGGAAGGAAAAACCUUACUCGAGCUUGUGAUUGAACAAUUUGAAGACUUACUAGUUAGAAUUUUGUUGCUGGCCGCUUGCAUAUCUUUUGUCCUGGCCUGGUUUGAAGAAGGUGAAGAAACAAUCACAGCAUUUGUAGAGCCUUUUGUAAUCUUACUUAUAUUAGUAGCCAAUGCAAUUGUGGGAGUUUGGCAGGAAAGAAAUGCUGAAAAUGCUAUUGAAGCCCUUAAAGAAUAUGAACCAGAGAUGGGCAAAGUGUAUAGACAGGACCGAAAAAGUGUCCAGAGGAUUAAAGCAAGAGACAUUGUCCCAGGUGACAUCGUGGAAGUGGCAGUUGGAGACAAGGUUCCUGCUGAUAUAAGAAUUACUUCUAUCAAAUCUACAACUCUAAGGGUAGACCAGUCAAUUCUCACAGGUGAAUCUGUGUCUGUUAUUAAGCACACGGACCCUGUGCCUGAUCCUCGUGCUGUAAAUCAAGACAAGAAGAACAUGCUCUUUUCUGGUACAAACAUUGCUGCUGGUAAGGCCAUGGGGGUGGUUAUUGCAACAGGGGUAAACACUGAAAUUGGGAAAAUCCGUGACGAGAUGGUGGCGACCGAGCAGGAGAGAACCCCCCUGCAGCAGAAGCUGGACGAGUUUGGGGAGCAGCUGUCCAAAGUCAUCUCCCUGAUCUGCAUCGCCGUGUGGAUCAUCAACAUCGGCCACUUCAACGACCCCGUGCACGGCGGCUCCUGGAUCCGCGGCGCCAUCUACUACUUCAAAAUCGCCGUGGCCCUGGCCGUGGCCGCCAUCCCCGAGGGCCUGCCCGCCGUCAUCACCACCUGCCUGGCCCUGGGGACGCGCAGGAUGGCCAAGAAGAACGCCAUCGUGAGGAGCCUCCCCUCCGUGGAGACCUUGGGCUGCACCUCCGUGAUCUGUUCCGACAAGACGGGGACACUGACCACGAACCAGAUGUCUGUGUGCAGGAUGUUUAUCCUGGACAGAGUAGAAGGAGACAGCUGCUCUCUGAAUGAAUUUACUGUAACUGGUUCAACAUAUGCUCCCAUGGGAGAAGUGCAUAAAGAUGACAAACUCAUUAAAUGUAGCCAGUAUGAUGGUCUUGUGGAACUUGCAACAAUCUGUGCACUCUGCAAUGAUUCCUCUUUGGAUUACAAUGAAGCUAAGGGAGUUUAUGAAAAGGUUGGUGAAGCCACAGAGACGGCUCUUACGUGUCUGGUUGAGAAAAUGAACGUGUUUGACACAGACCUGAAGGGACUUUCUAGAAUCGAACGUGCCAACGCCUGCAACUCCGUGAUAAAACAACUCAUGAAGAAAGAAUUCACUCUGGAAUUCUCAAGAGACAGGAAGUCGAUGUCUGUCUAUUGUACUCCGAACAAACCGAGCCGCACGUCCAUGAGCAAGAUGUUUGUUAAGGGUGCUCCUGAAGGUGUGAUUGACAGAUGUACACAUGUCCGUGUUGGAAAUGCUAAAAUACCUUUAACCUCAGGAAUUAAGCAGAAAAUAAUGUCUGUCAUUAGGGAAUGGGGAACUGGCAGAGACACAUUGCGUUGCUUGGCUCUGGCAACCCAUGACAAUCCUCCCAAAAAAGAGGAAAUGAAUCUGGAGGACUCCUCAAAUUUCAUUAACUAUGAGACCAACCUGACAUUUGUGGGCUGCGUGGGAAUGCUGGAUCCCCCGAGGAUUGAAGUAGCAUCAUCCAUAAAGCUGUGCAGACAGGCUGGCAUCAGGGUCAUUAUGAUCACUGGUGACAACAAGGGCACGGCCGUGGCCAUUUGCCGCCGCAUUGGGAUCUUUGUGGAGGAUGAGGAUGUGUCCACCAAAGCCUUCACGGGCAGGGAGUUUGAUGAGCUGUCCCUGGCUGCUCAGAGAGAUGCCUGUCACCAUGCCCGCUGCUUUGCCAGGGUAGAGCCUUCCCACAAAUCCAAAAUCGUGGAGUUUCUUCAGUCUUUUGAUGAGAUCACAGCCAUGACUGGGGAUGGUGUCAAUGAUGCCCCUGCACUGAAGAAAGCAGAAAUUGGGAUUGCCAUGGGUUCUGGUACUGCAGUGGCCAAAACUGCUUCUGAAAUGGUUCUAGCAGAUGACAAUUUCUCCACAAUUGUGGCUGCUGUGGAAGAAGGACGUGCAAUUUAUAACAACAUGAAACAGUUCAUCCGAUACCUGAUCUCCUCCAAUGUUGGGGAAGUUGUUUGUAUCUUCUUGACUGCUGCCCUGGGUUUUCCUGAAGCUCUAAUUCCUGUUCAGCUGCUGUGGGUAAACCUUGUGACGGAUGGUCUCCCUGCCACUGCCCUGGGCUUUAACCCUCCUGAUCUCGAUAUCAUGAACAAGCCACCACGCAACCCCAAAGAGCCCCUGAUCAGUGGGUGGCUCUUCUUCCGUUACCUGGCUAUUGGAUGUUACGUUGGUGCUGCCACAGUGGGUGCUGCUGCUUGGUGGUUUAUUGCUGCUGAUGGUGGUCCAAAAGUUUCCUUUUAUCAGCUGAGCCAUUUUCUGCAGUGCAAGGAGGACAAUCCAGACUUCUACGGGGUGGACUGCGUGGUGUUCGAGUCCCCGUACCCGAUGACAAUGGCUCUCUCUGUGCUCGUCACCAUAGAGAUGUGCAAUGCUCUCAACAGCCUGUCAGAAAACCAGUCCCUGAUGAGGAUGCCUCCGUGGGAGAACAUCUGGCUGGUGGGGGCCAUUUGCUUGUCCAUGUCCCUCCACUUCCUUAUCCUUUAUGUGGAACCACUGCCAAUUAUCUUCCAGAUCACACCUCUGAACGUGACGCAGUGGCUGAUGGUAUUGAAAAUCUCCCUCCCUGUCAUUCUGCUGGAUGAAACACUUAAAUAUGUGGCCCGUAACUACCUGGAACCUGGUAAAGAUGAUAGUGUGCGGCCUGCCACCAAACCCUGUGCUCUGUCAGCAUGCACCGAAGGAGUUUCCUGGCCGUUUGUGUUCAUUACUAUGCCCCUGGUUAUCUGGCUUUACAGCACAGACACUAACUUUAGUGAUAUGUUCUGGUCUUGACUGACAUGGUGACGAGUUUUACAUUCAAAGGAGAAAAAAAAAAAAAGUUUAACUUAAUUUUUUUAUUGUUUAGAGCAACUGUCUAUUUCUGCUGAAUUUUCACAUGAACAUAUUUGCCGGUGAUGGAGGUUUCAUAAUCUAGAUUUUGGUUUUUUGCUUUUUCUGACUUCAGUGGGGGCAAUAUAUUCCUCUUUUAUACACAGUUAAAGUGUCCAUUGACAUGUACAGAGAACUAACACUAUUUUAUGCAAAUAUUUUUUUGUAGAUGAAAAGCAUGUACAGUGUUCUGUUCAAUAGUCUAUUCAUCAUGUAAAAAAAAAGUAAAUUUUUUUUGAGCCAGCGGACACUAUCAAACUAAAUUGGCAGCAGAUUUUAGGGAAUGAAUGUGUGUUGUCUAAAACUAAAAAAGCAUGUACCUGUUUGUCUUCUGCAUGAUCAUCCAAACUUAAUUUGUCAUAAAGUCAGGUUUUGUUCACAAGCAGAACUUUCUGCACUGGGUAGAGAGUCCUGCUCCCUGGGUCAGGAUUUCUUCUCGGUCCCCUCUUCCCUCACUCUCGGUUCUUGACUGUCCUUGUUUACACCACUUUCUGUAUGAGGUAUGCCUGAUCUCGCUCGUGCAGAAAUUACCAUUCCAGGUGCAGCCUGCUGGGGUUCUUCCAUACUCUCCACACACAUAGGGUUGGGGUUUUUUUAAGGAUUAUUUAUUUGUCUAUUGUAUUUUAUUGUAACAGACCUUACUUUGCCAGUGUUGCCCAUUAUGCAGGGAUAGGGAGGGCUACUUCUGUCUCCUUAAAUCUAAAGCCUUUUUAACACACACACACAAUCUGUUUCAAUUCAAAAGAGGGUUUAAGUUGGGGUUUAAUACCUUUUUUACAUGUCAGAGCCUUUCUUUUUCUUUCUUUUUUUUUUUUCCCCCCUUUAAGAUCAAAAUUAGCAAUGAGACCUGAAGAAAUAACUUGCACUGCAUAGCUAGAAAUUGGAUUUCCUACACUUAGGGCACUAAUGCUCAGUUGUAUACAUGGAGUUACUCUGCUGGCCUGUUGUUAGCCUGACUUGAAGUAACAAGCUCGUGUGUGUUUUUUGUAAAAUCUGUAAAUAGCACAUGACCAAAUUGAACAUAUUGUAUAGAACUAUUUUUAUUUUAAUGUGGCACUAACCACCUUCAUUAUUACGGUAAAUGUUAAAGCAUGUUUUCAAAAUCAGUCCUGUAUCAACAAUGUGUAAGUCAUUAACAGUCCUAACUGUGGUGUUUUUCUCCAAUGCCUUCCAACUUUCAUCGACUAAAGUGAGUAUUUUUCUUCCAUUUCACCCUGCCAGUGGUGACUUGCUGUAAAAUAGCAUAUGCUGUAUACAUGUUGAAGAAUAAAUAGUAAUUUCCUUCA
Molecule: messenger RNA, 4693 nt
Organism: Poecile atricapillus (Black-capped chickadee)
Lineage: Eukaryota; Metazoa; Chordata; Aves; Passeriformes; Paridae
Gene: ATP2A2
Product: ATPase sarcoplasmic/endoplasmic reticulum Ca2+ transporting 2
Exons: 20
Coding region: 180-3311 (1043 amino acids)
Biological process (GO): intracellular calcium ion homeostasis; calcium ion transmembrane transport
Cellular component (GO): membrane
Molecular function (GO): ATP binding; ATP hydrolysis activity; P-type calcium transporter activity
Source: RefSeq, a predicted model, not a curated record